Messenger RNA from Musa acuminata AAA Group (dessert banana), 2045 nucleotides. Its product is annotated as transcription factor PIF1-like. The record is from RefSeq and is a predicted model, not a curated record. Gene Ontology annotation, biological process: regulation of DNA-templated transcription. Gene Ontology annotation, cellular component: nucleus. Lineage: Eukaryota; Viridiplantae; Streptophyta; Magnoliopsida; Zingiberales; Musaceae. The transcript has 8 exons. Gene Ontology annotation, molecular function: protein dimerization activity; DNA-binding transcription factor activity. The coding region runs from base 420 to 1715 and encodes 431 amino acids.
UAACUCUAUAACCCCCUCGCUUCUCCCCCCUUCCCUCACAGUACAUAGUCAAUACGGCGCACUGUUACCUCCUGGUUCAACACUAGAAAGGAUGGAACUUUCUGGAUCCCCCAGUCUCAACUGUUCUACGUCCAUUACAACCAGACUCAACACUCUGUCGCCGCCUCCUCCUUGCAUGUCCUUCCAAGAGAAGAUAACAAACGUCCCCCUCUCUCUUUUCCCCAAAAACCCAAACUUUAAUAUAACAGCAGGGUUUUAGGGCGGGAAUAUGAGUGAAGCAAGCAGGAGGGAGAGCUCUUUUGUCUUCUGUUCCUUCUCUCUCUCUCUCUCUCUCUCUCUCUCUAUAUAUAUAUAUAUAUAUGUAUAUAUAUAUAGCUCUUCACUCGUAGUUUAGAUUUCAUCCCUCCCUUUCUCUCGACAUGAAUCGCAUGGUUCCGGACUUCCAGCACGGCAACGAGCCCCACGCCUCCUCCGCCGCCGCCAAUCCCCGCCGUAAAGCAUUCACCUGGGAAAAUAUUUUUUUAAGCCACGAAGACGAAUUGAUGGAGUUAAUCUGGCAAACCGGCUUGAUGACCCAUCCGGUAGAUCGCUCCGCCGCGGAGGUGGCCUUUUUUGGCUCCUCAAGCGCCGUUGGCGGUGGUUGGGCGGACGCGGCCAGCCGACUGUUCAUGGAGGAUGACGAAAUGGCUUCGUGGCUGAACUGCCAGAUCGGGAACGCGGAGAGCGGAGGCGGCGACCUCGAAGCGAUGAUGGCGAAUCAGGAGAUGACGGUGGUGACGCCGGGCGAGACUCCUGUGGCGGGGUCGACGGCGAUGGGGUCGAGCGAGACUCCGGAAACCGUCGUGAUCGUGGAAGACGACCAGCCACGGGGGUCCGCGUCGUCGUCGGGGACGGCGGAGCGCAAGCGGAAGAAGGUGAGUGCGGCGCGGGAGGAAGAGACGGACCGCCAGGUUGAGCAGGGUGAUGAAUUUAAAUCCGGUGAAAGAAGGAAAGACCGCCCUACACGAUACAGACCAGUGAGAAAGCUACGUGCCGCAGAGAUCCACAAUCUCUCUGAGAGGAGGCGUCGGGAUAGGAUCAAUGCGAAGAUGAAGGCUUUGCAGGAACUAAUACCCAGAUGCAACAAGUCAGACAAAGCUUCGACGUUAGAUGAGGCCAUUGAAUAUAUGAAAUCUCUUCAACUCCAAGUCCAGAUGAUGUCCAUGGGCUGCAACCCUGGCGCUGUGAUGUUUCCGGGCGUUCAAACAUACAUGCCCCCCAUGGGAAUGGGCAUGCACAUGGGACUGGGCAUGGGGAUGGGCAUGGGGAUGGGUCUGGGGAUGAGAAUGGGAACUGACAUGGCUGGUGGCAAUAUACCCCGUCCAAUACUGCCAUUUGGACCCAUCCCUUGCCCGCCAGUUACUGCACAUCCACCAGUUCAGUUCGGCCCAAGACCAACAUGCACAACACCAUUAAUGCCAUCGUUCCAUCCAUCGCCUGCUAUGCCAAUUGCUGAUCAAGCCAGAUUCGAAGCUAUCAAUCAGCAAAAUCAUCUGUCCGAUACACUUAACAUACGAAGCCCAAAUAUGGGUCAAAUGCCACAUGUUGUUGAUCCUUUUCAUCAUUUUCUUAACCUUCAAUGCCCUCUAGUGCAAUCCCAGAGUCAAGUGCUGGAUGAAGCUGGAACCAGCAACAGGAAUGGGAACGUCGAUGGCAACAAUGGGCUGACUGGUUGAAUCAAAACCCCCUAGAACAUCAUGGAAGUCGAAAUCUGCUAAGUAGUCUUCUUGGACGAUUAGUCCAAAGAGGACAGCGCGAUGCAGGCUACUCGGAUGGGUUGCCUAUCAAGUUUUGUAGAAUAUGGAUGUACUAAGAUCUCUAUCUUUAUUUAUCCUUCUGGACAUGAAAGCUACUUCUCGAGAGAUCAUAGCGGAGUACGUUUGCUGCGUCGUUGUGUGUUUGAUCGCAUGUAACAAAACGAGUGUGUUCACUGUUAUGUUGGAGUCUUAUGUUAGAUGAAUCUGCACCGAGUUACUUGAAACAUCUAUCUGAAUGGUUUUACUUGA